GGCAGUCAGUCACUCUCGUGUGUGUAGCGGCGCACAUGUUCAAUGUUUUGAUCGAAGAGAGUUUGAUGCGUUUAGAAACUUUGUGUUGAUUUAGUGAAUAUGGCAAAGUUAAUGUUAAAUAUGUUGCCUGUCAUGGACAUCGACGAUAAAUCUGGUGAUGAGCCGAGAGGAGUUAAACGAAAGAUUGCGCUGUCCUGCUGUGAGGUCUGUGGAUCUGAGGAGGCCAAAUACAGAUGCCCAAACUGCAUGAAACACACCUGCAGUUUGGCCUGUGUAAAGCGGCACAAGAUGUUAUCUGGAUGUCGUGGUGUUCGAGAAAAGGCGGCUUUUGUCCCACUCGCUCAGUUUAACGAAAUCGACAUGCUCAACGAUUAUAGGUUUCUGGAGGACACGGAUCGAUUGAGACAGCGGUCCAACAGAGACGCACUCCUGCACGCCAGUCGCCAACACCCGAAAGAGGGGAAGUGGAUGAUCAGGAAAGCACGAGCGGCCAAAGUCACCCUGAAGUUACUGCCAAAAAUUUUCAGCAAACAUCGUGAGAACCGCACCAUCUUCAGAAAAGCGGAAGGACGAUUGCACUGGCAUCUGAAGAUCCAUUUUCCUCAAAGCAAUGCAGUUUAUUCAGAGAGAUUUCCUGAUAACACACAGCUCAUUCAGAUUCUCAGUGGCUUCAUCCAUCCCUCAGCAUCAGAUCCAAUCAAACGCCAAAAGUUGAAAGUCUACGUUCACAUGCCUCAGGAGGACAUCAGAGUCUUUAUGAAGUCAGAGCAGACGCAACCAAACUCACUCAGGUAUCUCGAGCUGGACCUGAAGAAAAGUCUGGGAGAAAACCUGAUGUAUAAGACCGUCGUGGAGUACCCAGAACUCUUUGUGGUUCUGAAACGGCACAGCCAAGAGUACCUCACUCGCUCACUGGAGCAUUCCAAUACUGCCCAACGUGUGGCGGACAUCUCCAGAACUUCAGCUACCAAAGCAGACCCGCAUUCUGAAACAUUUGUGCAUGUGGCAAAGAGGUCAAAGAUCAUCUCGGAUGAUGAUGAGUUGGAAGAUGGAGAGAUCCAAAGUGAAGAGGAUGGAAGUGACAAGGAACAUAAUGGUGUCAAUAGUGACCUCAAGAAAACUGAGAAUAAGGCACCUGAAACGUAUCAAGAUGCUGGCAGUCAUGAUGAUGACGAAGAUCAUAAUAGUAAUGAGGAAGAUGACAGCAAUGAGGAAGAGAGGCAAGGAAACCAAGGCCACCAUGAUAGCCUCGAGUUGGACAUGGAGAUAAAGCCCAAGGACCCUCUUCCUCAAGACUAUACUGAGGAUGCAGAGCUAAAUGGCGAAGUCCAAAACCAUGUGGCAGCUGCAAUAAAUCUCAAGAGUAGAACUGAAGAAACGACAAUUGUUUCUCAUGGUUUUGGAGAUGUUUGUGGUCAGGCUGACACUGAGACACUGAGCAGAGUUGUUGACAGUUAUCAUGUUAGUUCCAGUUCUGGUGUUGAUGAUUCCGUCCAGAUCCAUACGAGGGAGUUUGAUGACAGUAACUUGCAAUGUGAAGGCAGUCAGACUAUUGCCGUUUCUCCUUAUGACUGUCAGCAAUACAUCAGUCGCGAAAGUCCUGGAGAUGGUUGUAAUAAGGACAGCAGUUACCAUAAUGUUGAUAGUCAUGACCAAGAGGGAAAAGCUGAGACCCAUUAUGGCUCUUGUCAAGCUUCUACCGCUAAAAGUCAGGGUUUAUCAUGUCCACAUACUGCUACUUGUGAGAGCGAAGGGCAGGAUAACAUUCAUGGUAGCGUGGGUAAAGGAAAUGCUAACAUUGAUGCUAGAGAUGGCCACAUUCAUACAGAUAUCCACUGUGAAGGUUCAAAUCAGGCUUAUAUCCCUUAUAGUGUAGGUUCAGGGAAUGCCAGUGAUGGUCACAUUUCUGUAGAUAUGUGCAGUGAUAAUGCUAGUCAGGCUAAUAUUUGUGAUAGCAUGAAUGGGGAAAAUGCUUUUGUUGCUAGUGACGGUCAUAUUCCAACAGAUAUCUGCUGCAAAAGUGCAAGUCAAGCUAAUAUCAGUGAUCAAAUAGGUGCAGAAAAUGCCAGUGUUUACGCUAGUGACUGUCACGUUCCUACAGAUAUCCACAGUGAAGGCCCUAGUCAUGCUAAUAUCUGUGAUACCGUGCAUGGAGAAAAUGCCAACGUUUACGCCAUUGAUGGUCACAUUCCGGCAGAUAUCUUAUGCAAAGGUGCUAGCAAGGCUAAUCUCUGUGAUAGCCUUCGUGCAGACAGUACUAAUGUUUAUGCUCUCAUUCCCACACAUAUCUGCAAUACUGAUGCAAAUCAUGCUAAUAUCUGUGAUACCUUGGGUGAAGAAUGCUAUCAAAUCCACGGUAAAGGGGCUGGCAAGGCUAUAGUCUGUGAUAGCGUAGGUACAGUCAAUGCUAAUGUUUAUGCUAGUGAGGGUCACUUUCAUGCAGAAAUUCCCGAUGAGCAUGCACAUCAAGUUAAUAUUGGUGAAAGCAUGAGUGCAGAAAAUGCUAAUGUGUAUGUUGGCAAGGGUGCAGAUAUAUAACAAUAGUGCAUUGAGGCUAAUAUCUGUGAUAGCGUGUGUGACGUUAGUGGUUAUGUUAGCAAUCAAACUGUCCAUGAACUUAGCAUCUGAUAAUAUGAGAUAAUACUAGAUAAUGUUUUAGAAAUAACAUCAGAUAAUGACAGACAAACACAAUAAUUGUUACCAAGGCAAUAACAGACUGUCUUGGUGACUGAUAUUGUUUAAGUUCUGAUAAGCAUUAUCAGAGAUGUCACAAUGUGUCACUGUGUUCAUGGAGACACACAAACUGACAUUCUACAUCAGACUGAAAAAUGCCUUGCUUUUGCUUAACUCUAUUGUGUGCAUUCUAAUGCCUUUGUUAUGUACCUGAGGAAAGAACAUUAAAGAGUUGCUAUAAAAAAAAAAUUAUGUUAUGUACUUCUUGCCAUGAUUUCCAUGAUAAACUUUGCAUUAAAAUCUCAUGCAUAACUUGUGUGUACCAUUAUGCACUGUUCAUCAUUGAAUCACGUUCCAGUUGUUCCUGGUCAAAAGUGACCGGAAACAAUAAACAUGUAAUUUUUUUAAUUGUUAUGAAAGAAAUGUAAUAACUCUAAAUUCAAUCAUGAAAAAUCACUAAAUUGUGCAUUUUGGUUGGGUUUUUGGGUAUUUAGACCUUAUAAUUUUUUUUAUUUUACUAACUUGAGCUUGAAAAUUGACAUUUGUUUAAUUUUUUAUGAAUAUUUUCUCAAAUACUGAACCAAUCCUCAUAAAUUAUAUACCGUUUGAAAGCUUAAAGUCUCAAGAAUCAAACUGUGCUGUCCAUUAAUAAAAAAUAAAAAUAAAAAAACAGAUGAAAUUCCAAGUAUAAACACUAGAUGGCUGCAGAGAGCUACUUAUUCUUCCCUGGAUGAAGAGAAAAGUUUAGCAUUUUGUUUGAUUUGUUUGAGGUUAUUUUUGCCAGUUUUUGCAUACCUGAAAUUAGUAGAAUAACAAGUAAUAUGUAAACUAAUUUAUCUCAGGUUUUAACAAGGUGUGUGUGUGCAGCAUUGUAGAGGUGUUAUGGUCUCCCGUUAAUUUUGGUGUGUGUGUUCUGCAUUGUGGUUUAUUGAUAUUGUGGUAUUAUUGACAAAUUUACAAAAAAAAAAAAAAAAAUCUGUUUUAUAGUCUAACCAGUUCAGUUUUUUGUGUGUGUGUGUGUUUUGCACUCUUGAUGUUUGGUAGUCUCACCCCUUCAUGUCUGUUUUUUAGAUGUUUUUAGAUUUGAUAAAUCUCAGAUUUUUAGUGUUUCCCAUUCAUUUCCUACGGCGGUCACUUUUGACCGGGAACAGUAAAAGUGUAACUUCUUUGUUUUUCUACCACUUAGACUGAUCGAAUCAACUCCAGUUUCUUUGUGUGAGUUUUAGAGCUGCACGAUUCUGGAUAAAUUAGAAUCACAAUUUUUUGCUUAGAAUAAAGAUCAAUUAUUCUCUCACGAUUCUGAAGAAAAAUGCUUAUUUCAGUGAUUUGCAAAACCUGGACAUAAGGGUAUUAAACAAAGUAACAUAUAAUUUACUAGAGGUUCAGACAAAAUGUUCUGUGCUUCAGUCUAUGCAAAAAUGCAAUGAAGUGUUAAUCAAACAUAUAAAUGUAUAAUGUCCUAAGUCCACACAAGGGGGCGCAACAAAUACCUUAUAAACCAAACAGCACCUUGUGAUUAUUGAAAAAAUAAAUCCUGUUAAAAAGCGGCAUAGUAAAAAAAAAAAAAAAAAACGAUUUAACCUGUUUCUCGCAUGCUGAGUAAAAGGCAAAACGAGCAGAAAAAAGCUUCAUUAACAGUUCUGUUAACUUGGUAUUGCACUUGUAAGCAAAUAUGCAAUAAAACACUGUUAUUUUACAAAAGUUUUUUUAAAUAUUAACAAUUUAAAUUAAAACAAUGAGGCCUUCAGUGUUUCUCUUGUAAAACUUGCUUCAAGCUUGUAAAGGAAUUAUUCAAGAGUCAGUAAUUAAAUAGAGAACAGAGUAAACAGUGCUUUAAGUUUUUUAGCAACAAUAGCAAUUAAACAUUUAAAAAAUUAUAAUAUAAAACACUAAAAAAGUUUAUUUAAUGCAAAACGAAACUACUUAAAUACUUGACACUCUUUACUGUGUAAUAGAUCUACAUUAAUACUGAUUUGAUGCAGUAAGAAUGCCUGAAUGCCUAUAACAGACAGCAUGCAGCUUAUAUGCAUUUAGACAUCGCACAAAUCCAACAUUUUGAAGAAUUUGUCCCAUCUGCUUAUACAUUAACGGCUGUAUUUGCUUUAAUAUCUCAUCAAGACAGCACAGCUUUAAUCCCGUCUGUUCACACUGAUAAUUCAUUAACAGCUGUGUUUACAUUAAUAUCACCUAAAGAGGGGUAUUUUGAUUAAAAAGGAGUGCUGUAUUCAUCACAAGACACGAGUGCAUGUGCAGACACGUUGGCGUCUGAAUCGAGAUUGUGAUCUUUUAACGAUUAAUCGUGCAGCUCUAGUGUGUUUAGAUAUCAAAUGGAUGAAAAGUCACCAAGUCUCCUACUCAUCAGAUAAAGGAAACAAGUUUUAUAGACGAACCAAAAUUGAUUUCGGUCAAAAAUGACCGAACAGUGCAUGAGGGUUAAGACAGCCAGCGUGCUCUCAUUAUUCAUGAAAAACAUGCAAAACAUAUUUCUGUGUAAAGUGUUUGUAAUUUCAUUCUUGCAUAGAUUGUUGCCAUGUUUUUUAAAGAGUUGGCAUCUGUUUGUGUACUGAUGUGGAUGUGUUUGCAUGCCAUGUGCCUCUUGAAUAAACCAUGUUUCCAGCAUUAUGCCAUUACAAGGGGUGUAUGCAGGUCUUAACCAGAAUUCAAAGGGUUAAUCGAAGGGUUAACAUACUUUUUCUUGCAACUGUAUACUGUGCAGUGUAUUUUCUGUAUACAUGAAAUACUCGGAUGACCUGCUAUGUUUGCCAACAUGUGCAGAAUACUGUGGAGCGCCACUGUGGUAAAAACAUUCUGAUCUGAAGUGAUUGGUGAGUGUUUCAGUAUAAAGCAGGAAAAUAAAACAAUGGCUAGU
Messenger RNA from Myxocyprinus asiaticus (Chinese sucker), 5542 nucleotides. It is a transcript of the gene znhit6, whose product is annotated as zinc finger HIT-type containing 6. Gene Ontology annotation, biological process: maturation of LSU-rRNA from tricistronic rRNA transcript (SSU-rRNA, 5.8S rRNA, LSU-rRNA); snoRNA localization; box C/D snoRNP assembly. Lineage: Eukaryota; Metazoa; Chordata; Actinopteri; Cypriniformes; Catostomidae. Bases 100 to 2538 code for a protein of 812 amino acids. The record is from RefSeq and is a predicted model, not a curated record. The transcript has 10 exons. Gene Ontology annotation, cellular component: nucleus; pre-snoRNP complex.